UAUACCAACGAUUUUUCCCACUUAUUUUUAAACCAUAAUUCCACUCCCUCUCUCACAUCCCACAUCGCAAUGGCUUCCUUAUUCUCUUCAUCCACUCUGUCCCUCAUUGCUUUUUGCCUCUCCGGUUUAAUCUUCUUCCUCACCAGAAAGCCCAAACCAAACCGUCUCAAACUCCCCCCCGGUCCGCCCGGUUGGCCCCUCGUCGGCAACCUAUUCCAAGUCGCCCGGUCCAGAAAACCCUUCUUCGAAUACAUCGAAGAUCAACGCCGAAUCUACGGCCCAAUUUUUACCCUUAAAAUGGGAACGAGAACAAUGGUUGUACUGAGCGAUUCGAACCUCGUUCACGAGGCUCUAAUUAAAAAGGGGGCAGUUUUUGCUGACCGGCCCAGAGAAAAUCCUACCCGGACAAUAUUCAGCAGCAACAAAUUUUCCGUCAAUGCGGCGGUUUACGGCCCUAUAUGGCGGUCCCUCCGCCGAAACAUGGUGGAGAAUAUGCUCAGUCCCGGCAAGGUAAAGCAGUUUCGUGGAGUGAGGGAAAAGGCAAUGGAAAAAUUCAUGAAACGGUUACGAGACGAAGCAGAGGCCAAUAACGGUGUCGUUUUGGUGUCGAAAAACGCGCGUUUUGCGGUGUUUUGUAUUCUGUUAACAAUGUGUUUCGGAAUCGAAAUGGAAGAAGAAGCGGUGGUGAAAAUGGACGAGAUUCUCAAAUCCGUAUUGAUCACUCUGGAGCCAAGAAUCGACGAUUAUCUCCCGAUUCUAACACCGUUUUUUUCGAAAGAAAAAAAUCGAGCGAAUUUCGUUCGAAAACAGCAAGUUAAAUUCGUCGUUGGGUUAAUUAAUCGGCGGCGGCGAGCGCUGGAAAAUCCGGCGUCCGAUGGCGCUGCGACGUCGUUUUCAUACCUCGACACGCUUUUCGAUUUGAAAUUCGAUUCCAACGGAGGCAGAGCAGCGGCGACGGAUGAGGAACUGGUGACACUCUGUUCGGAGUUUUUGAACGGCGGAACCGACACGACGGCGACGGCGAUAGAGUGGGGGAUGGCGGAAUUGAUAGAGAAUCCGGGAGUUCAGAGGAAGGUUCUAGAAGAAAUUAGAGCGACGGUUGGUGAAAAAAAAGUUGAAGAAAAUGAUUUAGAGAAAAUGGUUUAUUUACAAUCGGUAGUGAAAGAAGUGCUGCGGAAACAUCCUCCGACGUUCUUUACUCUGACGCACUCCGUGACGGCGCCGGCGAAACUGGGAGGAUACGACAUCCCAAAGGACACCAACGUCGAAUUCUUCUUACCGGCCAUCGGAAAGGAUCCGAAGCUGUGGAAGAAUCCGGAGAAGUUCGAACCGGAAAGAUUUUCCUCCGGCGAGGAAGAAGCCGAUAUAACCGGCGUCACUGGCGUCAGAAUGAUGCCGUUCGGCGUCGGGCGGCGGAUCUGCCCGGGGUUGGGAAUGGGCACCGUCCACAUUCACUUAAUGCUUGCUAGAAUGCUUCAGGAGUUUGAAUGGACCGCCUAUCCGGCGGCGAACUCCGUCGACUUUUCAUGGAAGAUGGAGUUCACCGUCGUCAUGAAGAAUCCUCUUCGGGCUACCAUUAAACCAAGGGUUUAAACUCAAACCGGGCUUCCUCGUAAAUCUCUCUAUAAGAAAAAAUUAUCUUAUUUUAAAAAAAAUAUUUAU
Messenger RNA from Cucurbita moschata (crookneck pumpkin), 1662 nucleotides. Its product is annotated as cytochrome P450 77A3-like. The coding region runs from base 70 to 1593 and encodes 507 amino acids. The transcript has a single exon. Gene Ontology annotation, cellular component: membrane. Gene Ontology annotation, molecular function: heme binding; oxidoreductase activity, acting on paired donors, with incorporation or reduction of molecular oxygen, NAD(P)H as one donor, and incorporation of one atom of oxygen; iron ion binding. The record is from RefSeq and is a predicted model, not a curated record. NCBI's taxonomy places the organism in Eukaryota, Viridiplantae, Streptophyta, Magnoliopsida, Cucurbitales, Cucurbitaceae.